AUGGAAAAGAUGUUUUGCAACCAAUGCGAGCAAACAGCCCGAGGCAUCGGCUGUACCAUAUGUGGAGUUUGUAGUAAAGAAGCCGUUGUAGCCAACACCAUGGAUGUCUUAAUUUACAUCCUUCGCCAGAAUGCUUUAGUAGCUUUAAAAGCUCGAGAGGAAGGUAUCAUCGACGAGAAGUAUGACAUUCUUACUUCCAACCUUCUCUUUUCUACUUUAACGAAUGUGAACUUUGAUGAGAAGCGUCUAGUCGAAUACACAAAAGAAGCUUUACAAGCGCGUCAGACUUUACUUUCUCAGAUGAAGCCACAAGCCUCAAAAAAAGAGUUAGAGUCUUCCAUUGAGAUUGAAGACUGCGAGAAGUACAUCAAAGAGAAUUUAGACAAAAAGCGCCCAAAUCAAAUGAAUGCCGACAAAGACAUUCAAAGUUUGAUGCAAGCGGUCUUAUUUGGGUUAAAAGGGGUUUGUGCUUAUAUCUCGCAUGCUUAUUUAUUAGGCGAGAAGAACACUGAUAUCAACACUUUUAUACAUCAAGCCUUAGCUGCUGGAUAUGACAAUAAAGAACGUGAUUUAAAAGCUUGGAUUGACUUAGUGAAAGAGACUGGUAAAUGGAAUUUCGAGACUUUAAAACUCUUAGAUAAGGCCAAUUGCACUUUAGGCAAUCCAACACCAACUUCCGUCUUAUUAGGACAUAAGAAAGGAAAGUGCAUAUUAGUAAGUGGUCAUGAUCUCUUCGACUUAAAAAACAUUUUAGAGCAAACGCAGAACACUGGAAUUAAUGUGUAUACCCACGGUGAAAUGUUACCCGCUCAUGGAUAUCCAGAACUCAAAAAGUAUUCAAAUUUGGUCGGACACUUUGGAUCGGCGUGGCAGAACCAACAGCGCGAGUUACUCAAUUUCCCUGGGCCGGUGGUCUUCACAUCAAAUUGCUUAAUGAAACCAAGGCCUGAAUAUGCCGAACACACAUACACGACAAAUGAAGUUGGGUAUGCGGGGUUGAAUCAUAUUGGAUCAAAUAAGGACUUUAAAGUAGUCAUAGAGAAAGCGCUUGCUAUGGAAGGUUUUCAAGAUGAUAAGAAAGACGGCGAAGUGUUAACUGGAUUUGGUCAUCAUGCCUUACUUGAGACUGAAAUUACAGAGAAGUUAGUCUCUUAUAUUAAGACGGGGAAGAUCAAAGGAAUUUAUGUUGUUGGAGGGUGUGAUGGAGUCCGUAAAGAGCGUAAUUACUAUACAGAAAUAGCUCGGAAAAUACCAAAGGAUUCUAUUAUCUUGACUUGUGGUUGUGGGAAGUAUAAGUUCUUUAAAGAGGAUUUGGGAGAGAUCGAUGGGAUCCCAAGAUACAUCGACUGCGGACAAUGCAACGACUCAUAUACUCCCUUUGUCGUCGCUUUGAAACUCGCUGAAAUCUUUAAAUGUGGUGUUAAUGAACUUCCUCUUCAUAUCUAUUUGUCGUGGUAUGAACAAAAGGCGGUCUGCAUUUUACUCACCGUCAUCUACUUGGGUCUCAAAAACGUGUUCUACGGCCCUACUAAACCAGCUUUCUUGUCGGAAAACAUCUGCAAGUACUUGAAGGACGAAAUUAACUUGACUAUUAACUCCACCCCAGACAAAGAUCUCAAAUUUUAA
This is a messenger RNA of Entamoeba invadens IP1, 1626 nucleotides long. RefSeq names its product hydroxylamine reductase, putative. The record is from RefSeq and is a predicted model, not a curated record. Gene Ontology annotation, cellular component: cytoplasm. The transcript has a single exon. The coding region runs from base 1 to 1626 and encodes 541 amino acids. Lineage: Eukaryota; Evosea; Mastigamoebida; Endamoebidae. Gene Ontology annotation, biological process: response to hydrogen peroxide. Gene Ontology annotation, molecular function: iron-sulfur cluster binding; peroxidase activity; hydroxylamine reductase activity.